GGGUAAGUUAGUCAUGCUCUGCCAACUGGGAAUCCCUUUUCUGACUUGUUCAAACUCUGUGUAGGCUCGGGGAAGACUCUGAUUGCCGCCAUGUUGUUACGCUGGGUCAUUAAUGGUGAGCUCGAGGACCGAGAAAAGGGACUGCCGAGACGUAUUGCUUUCUUUCUGGUCGACAAGGUAGCCCUGGUGUUUCAACAACACAGCUUUCUUACCAAGAACCUCGACUUCCCAAUGGAGAAACUCUGCGGUGAGAUGGUGGAGGGUGUCGAGUCAAAAGCCUUCUGGAAGGAAGCAUUGGAGCAAAACGAAGUGGUCGUCUGUACAGCUGAGAUUCUCAACACAGCGCUCCAUCAUUCCUGGAUUAGAAUGGACCAGAUCAGCCUCUUGAUCUUCGACGAAGCCCAUCACACCAAAAAGGAUCAUCCCUAUGCUCGCAUCAUCAAGAACUUUUACAUCGAUGAGAAGCUCGAGAGAAAACCCAGGAUCCUUGGCUUGACGGCCUCUCCGGUCGAUGCCAAAACCGACCCAAGACGGGCUGCGCAACAAUUGGAGGUCUUACUUCACAGUCAAAUAGCCACAGCCGCCGACCCGGCCGCCCUUCAGCAUACUAUUUGCAAACCCAAGACCGAGUUGAUCGUUGAAUACGCCCGUGGUCGACCGAACUCGGAGACAGUCCUCAACAAGCAACUACGCAAACUUGUUGGGGGACAAGAGCUGUUCAAGAAGCCGCUCAACUUUACUACCUCGGAGGCAUCCAAGUUGGGAGCAUGGUGUGCUGACCGAUAUUGGCAACUUUUCUUCAAACAAGAGGAUAUAGUCAAGUUGGAAUCACGCACUGAGAGAGAUCUCAUGAAAGUCUCGGCCCUCGACGAAAUCACCGAAAGGCACGUCAAGCACGUCCGUGAAGCACAUGAGUUGGUCAACGCGCAUACAUUUUCACCCGCUGCUCUCGAUCCGACGAUGUUAUCGUCCAAGGUUAUCAUGCUUGUUAGAAUCUUGCGUGACCAGUUCGAGAGGGGUGUGGGCACCCAAAGAUGCAUCGUCUUUGUCCGACAACGGAACACGGCCAUGCUAUUGGCGGAUUUGCUUCAGCAGCCCGAGAUAAAGUCUCACAUACCCAGCAUUGCAGCAGAAGUCCUGGUUGGGGGUGGGACAACUGGCUCAAGCUAUGUCAACGCCAAGGUCAACUUCCAGCAACAGAACAGAAUAAUUCGAAAGUUCAAGCUUGGUGAGAUAAACUGCCUAUUUGCAACUUCCGUUGCCGAGGAAGGUCUCGAUAUUCCGGAUUGCAAUAUCGUCAUCAGAUUCGACCUUUAUGAUACUCUGAUCCAGUGUAUCCAGUCGCGUGGUCGAGCUCGCCGUCCAGAUUCUCGCUACAUCCAGAUGAUCGAGAAAGGGAAUUACGAGCACCACAGCAAGAUAUUGCAAGCUAAAGGGGCUGAAGAUGUCUUGCGCAAGUUCUGCGAGGCUCUACCCGAAGACAGGAAGCUAACUGGCAACCACAUGAACCUGGACUAUCUCCUCCGGAAGGAAAAGGGCAAGAGGCAGUACACUGUCCCAGAUACUGGUGCGAAACUCAGCUAUAUGCAAAGCCUCGUCUGUCUCGCCAAUUUCACCGCCACCCUACCACACCCACCGGAGACGAGCUUGAAUCCGGAAUACUACAUCACCACUGUUCCUGGCGGCUUUCAGUGCGAAGUUGUAAUGCCCGACGCAUCACCUAUCAAGAAUGCGGUUGGCAAAAUACAUACAAGCAAGGGGGCGGCCAAAUGUGCAGCUGCAUUCGAGCUCUGUCUUGCUUUAAUCAAGGCUAGACAUUUGGAUAACCACCUCCAGUCUGUGUUUACCAAGCAGCUUCCAGAAAUGCGAAAUGCUCGCCUUGCUGUCAGCUCAAAGAAGAAGAGGGAGUACGCCAUGCGUCUGAAGCCCGAAUUAUGGUCGAUCCGGGGCGAGGUCACCCAGCUUUAUGCCACUGCGUUUGUUCUGGAAAACCCAGAUGCCCUUGGGCGUAGCUCUCGUCCGCUUCUCCUGCUGAGUAGAAGCGCUCUCCCAGAAGUGGCGUCUUUUCCGCUCUUUUUCGGCACCAAGCGCUUUUCCAAAGUCCGCUGCGUGCCUAUCCCAGGUUCUGUCCAGGCUGAAGAUACGUUGGUGGAGGAACUUACUCGUUUCACUCUGAAAGCUUUUAUGGAUGUUUUCAGCAAGGAAUACGAGGCUACAGCAGUCGACCUUCCGUACUUUCUCUCGCCGAUGGACGGAGGUCACGGGUUUGACUUCCGCUUGGCCAAGAGCCCAGCCGAUCUCAUUGACCGAAAGACGCUAGCAUACGUCAGUGAGAACGAGAAGGUGCCAUACACUUUUCUUGAGCCAGAUGACUUUUUCCAAGACAAGUUUAUCGUUGACCCAUACGACGGAGCACGGAAGUUCUUUACUCGUCACCGUCGCCAUGACAUGAAACCCACGGAUCCCGUGCCAGAUGGCAUUGUUGCACCGAGUCACAGAGCUUGGAAAGGCUUAGGCACCACACAUGACAUUCUGAACUACAGCAAUAGCCUGUGGUCAAAGUCGCGUGGUUUUAUGGUAUUCCAAGCGGAUCAGCCUGUCGUGGAGGCUGGGCUUAUUUCCACCCGUCGAGACUUUCUGGACGAUGCCAUCCGAGAUGAGGAUUUGGAACCGCAGCAGUGCUUCCUAGUUCUUGAACCCAUGAGGAUCUCACCUUUGCCGGCAGAUGUAACGGCAAUGCUUUUCUGCUUCCCAUCAAUCAUACACCGGGUAGAGUCCAAUCUAGUUGCGUUGGACGCCUGCAAGCUUCUGGGUCUAGACCUGCGUCCGGACCUGGCUCUUGAAGCCUUCACCAAGGACAGCGAUAACUCGGAUGAGCAUGAUGCCGAGAAGGAAAACUUCCAGACCGGAAUGGGUGACAACUACGAGAGACUCGAGUUCCUCGGUGACUCCUUUUUGAAGAUGGCAACAACUAUGGCCAUCUAUACAUUGAUCCCCGACAAGGGCGAAUUCGAGUAUCACGUCGAGCGUAUGCUUCUUAUCUGCAACAAGAACUUAUUCAAUAACGCCCUAGAGGUAGGACUCGAGGAGUAUAUCCGCUCCAUGUCCUUUAACCGGAGACAGUGGUAUCCCGAGGGCCUAGUUCUGAAGAAGGGCAAGAGCAAGGCCGCGCGUAAGCGGCAUGUCCUGGCCGACAAGUCCAUUGCCGAUGUUUGCGAGGCCCUCAUCGGCGCCGCCUACCUUACCGGCCAAGAGAAGGGAAGCUUCGACAUGGCGAUCAAGGCCGUAACCGCCAUGGUCAAAGACAAGAGGCACCGCAUGACCAGCUACGGCGACUACUACGCCGUAUAUCAAAAGCCCAACUGGCAGACGGAACCAGCCAACAGUACUCAGCGCGACAUGGCCAAAAAGUUCUCAGAGCGCAUGGGCUACAAAUUCAAGCACCCGCGUCUACUGCGCGCAGCCUUCCAGCACCCAACCUACCCCUCCCUCUACGAACGCCUCCCCUCCUAUCAGCGCCUCGAAUUUCUCGGCGACGCGCUCUUCGACAUGGUCGCCGUCGACUACCUCUUCCGCAAGUUUCCCGCCGCCGACCCGCAAUGGCUGACGGAGCACAAGAUGGCCAUGGUGUCCAACCAGUUCCUGUGCUGCCUCUCCUACCACUUAGGGUUCAACAAGUGCAUCGCCACCAUGUCGCCCUCCAUCCCCAAGGACAUCGCCGAGUACGUGACCGAGAUAGAAGAAGCACUCGAGGCAGCCAAGCAGGAGGCUAUCAACGCAGGAAAAACCGCAGACGAGUAUAGCCGCGAUUACUGGGUGCACAUCACGCACGCUUCGCGCUUGCCCAAGUGUUUAUCAGAUGUGGUGGAGGCUUACAUCGGCGCCAUCUUUGUCGACAGCGAGUACGAUUACUCGGUAGUUCAGCAAUUCUUCAACAAGCACGUUUUGCCCUUCUUCGAGGAUAUGCAUCUCUACGACUCCUUCGCCAACAAACAUCCCGUUACCUUUGUGGCGAACAUGAUGGCGCACAAGUUCCGUUGUAACGAGUGGAGGAGUCUGGCCAAGGAGCUGGAUACGGAUCUUUCGGAAGGAAGAGGAGGAAGAGGUGGUGCAGUGGCUGGUGAGGUUAGUGAGAUUAACCCGCCCAAGGUGGUGUCGGCGCUACUUGUUCACGGCAAGACGGUGGCGCAUGCGGUGGCGGCCAGUGGACGGUAUGCGAAGUCGGCCAUGGCGAAGAAGGCUAUCAAGCUUUUGGAGGGCAUGAGCGUGGAGGAGUUCAGGGAGAGAUUGGGGUGUGAUUGUAAAGGGGUGCCGAUGGAGGUUGAUGGUGGAGUGCCGGCGGAUGUGGCGGAUGGGGAGGUGCAUGGGACGGCGUUUUAAUGGUUCAUUAUUUCGGCACGGAAAGGUGCUUAGCGACGACGGUACAUGCUCUUAUGGGUAUGUUAGACUCAGCGACAUUGAUAGGAAACUGGUUGAUGGAUAUUUAGUGAGGUGCUUGGCCUUACAUUUUAUGGCUCCUCUACAGAUUAUUCUUCCAGAUGAGCAUGACAUCUUCGAUGGCGGAUUACCCAAAUUCAUAGACGAUCGUUAGAGAGCAGGGAUAGACAAAUCAAGGAUUAGAUCGAUAACUUGCUGCUUAUUAGGGCCUUAUUUACGGGACUUGCCAACUCGGG
Molecule: messenger RNA, 4673 nt
Organism: Neurospora tetraspora
Lineage: Eukaryota; Fungi; Ascomycota; Sordariomycetes; Sordariales; Sordariaceae
Exons: 2
Coding region: 91-4380 (1429 amino acids)
Biological process (GO): siRNA processing
Cellular component (GO): cytoplasm; nucleus; RISC complex
Molecular function (GO): DNA binding; ATP binding; RNA binding
Source: RefSeq, a predicted model, not a curated record